AUGAGUUCAAGUAUAAGUGUAUGGAAAAAAGAAUUAGGUCCAAAUUUGAAUGAUUUGUUUUUAAAAAAAGAUUUAGAUAAUGUAAGAAAUAGUAGUGAUGAAAAAAAAAAAUAUUUAUAUUUGAAUACUAUAGAAGGAGAAGUUAAAGACAAUCUUGAUAAAAAAGAAAAAUAUAGCGAUUUUAUAUGUAGAGAUAAAUUUAUUUAUGAUGUAAAUAUCACCUGUUUUCCGAAUUAUAUGCAUAAGUCUUCUUUAAAUAUUAAAAAAAAAUUUGAUAUAUGUGAUCUAAUAAUAGAAGUUAGAGAUGCUAGAUUACCUUUUACAAGUACUAAUGAUUUUAUAAUUGAUAACCUAAAAAGAUAUAAAAAUAAAAAACGUAUUGUUAUUUUAAAUAAAGUUGAUUUAAUAUCAAAAAGGAUAGCUUUAAAAGCACAAAGUUUAAUAGAGGAAAAAACUAAUUCCAUAUGUUUAUUAACUUCAUCAAAAUUAAAUAAAAAUAUAUCAAAAAUUAGAGACAUAUGCAAAGAAAUAAAGCCGAAAUUUAAGAGCUUUGGUGUAUUUGCUAUGUUAGUAGGUUUACCAAAUGUAGGUAAAUCAAGUAUUAUUAAUUCUUUUAAAGAUAUUACUUAUAACUUGGGAAAAUAUGGUCAUCAAAAUAAUAAAAUAGCAUUUGAAGUUAAUAGAAAAAGAGUAAAGACAAAUGUUUUAGCAGGAACUACUAAAUUAGUCGACACUUAUAAGGUUUCUAAUAACCCCUUGCUUUAUUUUAUAGAUACACCAGGAAUUUUUUUGCCUAAAAUGGAAGAUAAAGAAAUUAGUUUAAAAUUAAGUGCAUUAGGAAAUACUUUGAAUUAUAAAUAUGAUCAUAUGUAUGUGGGAGAUUAUAUACUGUUUACAUUAAAUAAAUAUAAAUAUUAUAAUUAUGUUAAAAUGCUAGGUUUAGAUUCUCCAACAAAUGAUAUACGCUUUGUAAGUAAUGUUAUAUCAACAAAAUUAAAUUUAUGUAGAAAUUAUAAAUAUCUAGAUAUAAAUGGUGGUUGCAGAUUCUUUAUUGAUUUAUUUAGAUUAGGAUUAUUAGGACAAGUAUGCUUAGAUUCAGUACCAGAUAAAAAGGAUUUUGUUACUUAUUUUGAUUUUAAAUCAGAAGAACCAUUAACAGUAAAUUCUCAAAAACAUCCUUUACCAUUUAGAGGUUUAUUGUAA
Molecule: messenger RNA, 1203 nt
Organism: Plasmodium relictum
Lineage: Eukaryota; Apicomplexa; Aconoidasida; Haemosporida; Plasmodiidae
Product: GTP-binding protein, putative
Exons: 1
Coding region: 1-1203 (400 amino acids)
Cellular component (GO): mitochondrion
Molecular function (GO): GTPase activity; GTP binding
Source: RefSeq, a predicted model, not a curated record